Molecule: messenger RNA, 773 nt
Organism: Drosophila busckii
Lineage: Eukaryota; Metazoa; Arthropoda; Insecta; Diptera; Drosophilidae
Gene: Lsm11
Product: U7 snRNA-associated Sm-like protein LSm11
Exons: 1
Coding region: 45-773 (242 amino acids)
Biological process (GO): mRNA 3'-end processing by stem-loop binding and cleavage
Cellular component (GO): U7 snRNP
Molecular function (GO): U7 snRNA binding
Source: RefSeq, a predicted model, not a curated record
GGAGCACAUCGAUAAUAAGUCUAAGGUCAAAAUAAAGAUACAACAUGAGCGAAGUAGAAGCAAACCAAAAUGAUGAAGCCGAGGACGAUCAGGAAUUGGAUGUGGGCAGCACCCAUUUUAAUCCACUACGUGCGCUUUAUGCAACCGACUACAAGAUAACGGAGAAGAAACCAAAAGUGCUGUACCAAAAUAUUGCUGCAUUUGAAAGCGCGUUCGCAAAGGUUGGAAUUUGGGGGCUAAACAAGCGACAAAAAGACAAAAAUUCGACAGAGGCGAAGUCAGAUCAAGUCGAAAUGGUGCUGGACCCCAUGAAUGUGCGUCGGUUUGAGCCUCAUCAAAUGGCCAUAAAAGGAACCAUAAAGAAGAAACAUCAACGAAAUAUUUUCACACACAUGGCUAGCACAGAAGGACCCUUGGCGCUUUUGCAAAAAUGUUUGCCGGACUCGGAGGUCCGUCCACGAGUGCGAGUAUAUCAACGGAAUGAGCGCGGCAUACGCGGCAGCCUUGAAGGUGAUCUUGUGGCGUUUGACAAGCAAUGGAAUCUGUUGCUUAAGAACGUUAUUGAAACCUGGCAGCGCCGCAAAUAUAAAUACAGUGAGCAAAAGAUUUGUGACCCAGCUGUAGAAGCGGAUUGCCAUGCUCGGCUACGUGCGCUUGGCAUUACACUACCCACUGUUAAGGUGAAGAGUUUGAAUCGUAAAAACGUGCAGCUGACCCGUGAAAUUCCAUCCGUAAUGAUACGCGGUGAACAUGUUGUUUUAAUUAAAGCUUAA